Alosa alosa (allis shad) is the source of this 3622-nucleotide messenger RNA. Its product is annotated as NACHT, LRR and PYD domains-containing protein 3-like. Gene Ontology annotation, molecular function: protein binding. Bases 143 to 3067 code for a protein of 974 amino acids. The transcript is spliced from 11 exons. Lineage: Eukaryota; Metazoa; Chordata; Actinopteri; Clupeiformes; Clupeidae. The record is from RefSeq and is a predicted model, not a curated record.
GAGACGUGUGUCGGGACUGUGUGUCGAGCGACCCAUCCCUACUACAGAGCAUUUAGGUAUCUGCGGACAUCUGCACCUGGAUACAAACACCAUCAGUGUCCAGCAGGGGGCGUCAGGCACAGAGUCCAAGAGGACAGACGAGAUGCAGAGGGACUCUGUAGAACACAGAUGGACACCAGAGGAGGCAGAGGUCCAUGACAAAUUCAGAUCCACACUGAAGAGCAAGUUUCAGCAUCUGGUUGAGGGAAUACCUAAUCAGGGAGAAACCAGACUCCUCCAUGAGAUCUACACAGAUCUCUACAUCACAAAGGUGGGAAGAGGGGUCAAUAAUGAACAUGAGGUCAGACAGAUGGAGAGAGCAUCCUGGGGAGAAUCAGCACAAAACAGACCAAUCAAAUGCAGUAACAUCUUUAAACCCUUAUCUGGACAACACAAACCCAUCAGAACAGUGCUGACAAAGGGAGUGGCUGGCAUUGGGAAAACAGUCUCUGUGCAGAAGUUCAUCCUGGACUGGACUGAAGGAAAAAUCAAUCAGGAUGUCCACUUCAUAUUUCCUUUUCCUUUCCGAGAGCUGAACCUGAUGAAGGAGAAGAAACUCAGUCUGGUGGAGCUUAUUCAACACUUUUUUCCAGAAAUUAAAGAUUCAAAAAUCUUUACCAGCUCAAAGCACAGAGUCAUGUUCAUCUGUGAUGGUCUGGAUGAGUGUCGACUUCCUCUAGAUUUCCAUUCUAAGCUGAGUUGUUGUGAUGUGACAGAGCCAGCUUCAGUGGACGUGCUGCUGACAAACCUCAUCAAGAAGAAUCUGCUUCCCUCUGCUCUCCUCUGGAUCACCACCCGGCCAGCAGCAGCCAGUCAGAUCCCUCCUGAGUGUGUGGACCAGGUGACAGAAAUAAGGGGAUUCAAUGACCCACAGAAAGAGGAGUACUUCAGGAAGAGAAUCAGUGAUGAGAACCUAGCCUGCAAAACCAUCACACACCUAAUGUCAUCCAGGAUCCUCUACAUCAUGUGCCACAUUCCAGUCUUCUGCUGGAUUUCAGCCACUGUGGUAGAGAGAACAUUUGAAUCAGAAAAAGUAGAAAUGCCAAGAACUCUCACUCAAAUGUACACUCACUUCCUGAUCAUUCAGACUUGCAUCAAAAAAGAGAAGUACACAGAGAGAAAAGAGAUGGAUGAAGAGAGAAAAGAGACAGAUGAAGAGAGAAAAGAGACAGAUGAAGAGAUGAUUUUCAAACUGGGCAAACUGGCUUUCAAACAGCUGGAGAAGGGCAAUCUGAUCUUCUAUGAGGAAGACCUCAGAGAAUGUGGCAUUGAUGUCAUAGAAGCAUCAGUGUACUCAGGAGUGUGUACUCAGAUCUUCAGAGAGGAGUCUGGGCUGUACCAGGGGAAGGUGUUCAGCUUUGUGCAUCUGAGCAUCCAAGAGUUUCUUGCAGCUUUAUAUGUGUUUCUCUAUUUCAGAAACAGAGAGAGAAGCAUGUCUGACCAACAUCAAACCUCUCAGCUCUCUGCCCUAUUCAGAGCUGCAACACUGCAUGAUCUACACAAGACUGCAGUGGACCUGGCCUUACAGAGUAAGAACGGACACCUGGACCUUUUCCUCCGCUUCCUUUUGGGCCUGUCACUGGAGUCCAAUCAGAAUCUCUUUAUGCACCUACUGCCACAGACAAUACGUCAACCACAGAGCUCAGAGCAAACGGUCCAGUAUGUCAAACAGAAGAUCAGAGAUCAAAGAAAUUCAGGCAGAAAGAUCAACCUGUUCUACUGUCUGAAUGAGCUGAAUCACCAUGCUGUAGUGGAGGUGAUUGACAGGAGCUCAGGAACUCUGUUUGUAGACACACUCAUACCAGGAGAGUGGACGACUAGGAGAUUUACAUUUAAGAUUCCAGAGGAGCAGCUUGAUGAGUUUGACCUGCAGAAGUACAUAAAGACACCAGAGACUGAUCAGACUGAACUCCUCAGUCCAGAUGAAGUUCUUCAGAGGCUGGUUUCAGUGGUCACAUCAGCACUGCUGCAUAGUUGUUCCCUCACAGAGAAGAGCUGUGCUGCGAUAGCGUCAGCUGCUGGAUCAAACUCCUGCAGUUUGAAGGAGCUGAACCUGAGUAACAAUGAGCUUCAUGAUGCAGGAGUUCAGCAUCUCUCAGAGCUCCUCAAGAAUCCCCACUGCAAACUGGAGAAACUAGAGCUGGAGGAGUGUUUCCUCACAGAGAAGAGCUGUGCUGUGAUAGCGUCAGCUGCCACAUCAAACUCCUGCAGUUUGAAGGAGCUGCACCUGAGUGCCAAUGAGCUUCAUGAUGCAGGAGUUCAGCAUCUCUCAGAGCUCCUCAAGAAUCCCCACUGCAAACUGGAGAAACUAGAGCUGUGGAGUUGUUCCCUCACAGAGAAGAGCUGUGCUGCGAUAGCGUCAGCUGCCACAUCAAACUCCUGCAGUUUGAAGGAGCUGAACCUGAGUGGCAAUGAGCUUCAUGAUGCAGGAGUUCAGCAUCUCUCAGAGCUCCUCAAGAAUCCCCACUGCAAACUGGAGAAACUAUUGCUGGUUAAAUGUUCCCUCACAGAGAAGAGCUGUGCUGUGAUGGCGUCAGCUGCCAGAUCAAACUCCUGCAGUUUGAAGGAGCUGAACCUGAGUGCCAAUAAGCUUCAUGAUGCAGGAGUUCAGCAUCUCUCAGAGCUCCUCAAGAAUCCCCACUGCAAACUGGAGACACUAGAGCUGCAGUAUUGUUCCCUCACACAGAAGAGCUGUGCUGCGAUAGCAUCAGCUGCCAGAUCAAACUCCUGCAGUUUGAAGGAGCUGAACCUGAGUAACAAUAAGCUUCAUAAUGCAGGAGUUCAGCAUCUCUCAGAGCUCCUCAAGAAUCCCCACUGCAAACUAGAGAAACUAGAAGUGGAUGUUGGUAUCUUCCUAAAGGAGAGUCCAGCAGCAGCAGCAGCCUCUGCUAGCAGCUCCCACUCAGAUGCUGCAGAGCUGCACCUCAGAGACAAAGCCCAGCAGAACCCAGGAGCAGAGCUGCUCUCUCUGGACACUCACACAUCAGACCAGUGGUCAGACUGUGGUGGCUCCUUCAGUGGCUUAUAACCAGGUCCAGAGAGACGUCAACAUCACAACUCAUAUUCACGUGGAACCAUCCUCAGCAGGCAACACAGGCCGGAUAAAUGGUCCUCUACAAGGCAACCAGACACCUACAAGUGGGAGAUGGACUGCCCUGAGAUGACUGUGUUAAUCUGCGCUCAGAUCUCUAAAGGAAGCUCUACAAAAUGGAGACCAAGCAUUUCCUCCUUACACCCUGGAGUGGAGUUAGAACAUGUCUAUGUCCGUUUCUAAUAGCACCAUAUCACAUUUCUGUUUUAUUCUAUUAUAAGUACUUGUUGUUAGUUGAUUGUAUUUCAGUUAUUAAACUUGACAGAAGAGUUAUUUUAGCACCUGUUUUUAGCACCACAACAUCAAUAGUGAACGCAAUGCAAAUGACAAAUUCCAUGUUAAAGUUAAGCAAAUGAUCAUUGAUUACUUUUAUGUGUUGAUUAGUCACAAUGUAGAAAUGAUGAAGUUUUACUCCGACACAAUUUUAGUUGAAUAGAAUGAAUGAUUUGUAUUUACUGUACCACUUAGUGACAGUAGCAAAGAUUCCAUAGU